Exaiptasia diaphana is the source of this 3692-nucleotide messenger RNA. RefSeq lists its product as uncharacterized. Gene Ontology annotation, biological process: DNA integration; DNA recombination. The record is from RefSeq and is a predicted model, not a curated record. Gene Ontology annotation, molecular function: DNA binding. Bases 114 to 3125 code for a protein of 1003 amino acids. The transcript has 2 exons. Lineage: Eukaryota; Metazoa; Cnidaria; Anthozoa; Actiniaria; Aiptasiidae.
UAUGAUAGCAAAUGAUACGAUAACAAAUGUAUAGUUGGAGUUAUGAGUGGUGAUAUUGCUGUGAAUUUGUUGUCUGGAAUAUCAUUUAUCUGUGCUUUUUUUCYGUUGSAGUUAUGGAGGAAAGUUCAGCGAAAAAGACUCGGGAGUCCAAAGAAUGUGGACAUUGUGGAAAGUCUGUGCAAAAUCUUAGUCGUCACCUCAAGRAUGUUCACAAGAUAAAGAAAAUAUACCGUCAGAUGGACAGGUACAUCAAAGGAGGCAAGAAACCACCAAAUAGAAGAGUUAAGUUCUGUCCGUUGUCGCCAUGUAAGCAUUCAAAAAGAGGUGUGUUUCAGCUUCACCAUCACUUGCAAUCCAACAUCCAUAAGCUUAAUUCUAAUUCAAGAGAAUACUUGGAGGCUCUUAAGAACGCACCUCGAAUUGGCCUCGAUGAGAUGCGUGGCUUGAUGGAUAAAAAAAGUGGAAGAGAAACAAAAAAGAAGUCCAGUACUGAGGUUGGUGGAAAAAGAAGUGCUACUGAAAAAAUAAAUAUCAAAACGUGUGCUAAAAGACCCAGACUUGGAAGUGAAAACGGGGAAAAGAGCCCAUCUAGAAUAUCAAGUAUUGAAAGUAAAACUCCCUUGAAAGUGAAAAUAUCAACGAAUUUCAAGAAGCGAAAAGAUGUAACAGAAACAACUGUGCAAGAAAACAUACCUCCUCUACCCAAUGAAGAUAAUGAAAUAGAUAAUGAUGACAAAGAAAAUGUAGAAGUAAAUGAAAAUAUAAGGGAGACAAGUAAUGACGCUGAGAGUGAUUUGGAAUACGAUGUGUUGACGGAGAGAGUAUGGGUCAGGAGUGAAGAAAACUCACAACAACAAAAGAUGAAAGCAAUGGCAAUCAUCAGAUCGCGAUCUGGAAGUGAAAGUGAUCAAUCCAAACACUCUGAAAAAAGCCAAACAGAGAUGCAUAGUGACAACAUUAAAGCCGAAAGAACUCUGGUCAAAUCUCUUACAAGGCAAAGAGAGGAAGCGCACUCACCAUCUAACGUUACAGUUAUCUCCGACAGUGAGAGUGAUACAGAUGACUCUAAUUAUGCCCCGUCCUCAAGUUCGGAUUCAGAUUGUAGCAGUGAAACAUCCACAGCAGCUUCUUCUUGCUCUUCUCAAGAAAAUGAGGCCAUUUUAACAGAGUUCGUAGAAAUGGUAGAUGACUUAUCCUUCAUCAAACCUGAGCCGGAAUGGAAGAGUGAGGUCGAUGACUUUAUUGCACGAAAGAAGAAAAGUGGUUACAUCUUUCAAAGGUCAUCCGUGUCUGAAACCAAGGCUAUUGCACAAGAAACAAUUUCUGACAAUAAAGAAAUUGAAGAUAUCGAUUGUGAAUCCUCCCUUGAAGACAGUGAUGAAGAUGAAUUAAUAUCAUCUUUCGAAAAUGAGGGAAGUCAAGUGGACGACGACGAAAACAGCAGUCCACUGAUAGACGAAUUUUAUCAGUGGCUUAAAGACGUCGAUGGUGGAUAUCGAUGUGCCAAAGUUGCCCUGCAGUACAAGUCUCAGGUAAUACGCAUCAUGAAAAGAAUUUCAAGUGACGUAAACAACUGGAAUAGUGAAAUAGAUCUAAUCACUGUAGAGGAUCACGAAGGAGUAGUAAUCUUGCGCAAAUGGUUAUCUGAAAUCUCUGAGAAAUAUCAGCCGGGAACUGUAAGAUCAUACUUAAUGAGCCUCCGACUUUUCCUAAAAUUUCUCGUACAAGAAGGGAAAGCAAAAGAAAGGAUCGACAUAUUAAACACAAGAAGAGACCUUUUGACAUCAUGGUMUGCUGCACAGAGGAAAAAAGUUUUAAAGCGUAAACUAGAGAAGCACGACAUUGACUUCACCAAAUUGCUCUCAAGCGAAGAUCUGUAUAAGGCUUGCCAUGGGCAACAGCGUAUCAACACUAUUAAAGAGCUGGGAAAAGUUGCAGAUGAAGCUAAGAAACUUGGAUACAACACCCUCAUUAAUGAUACCACCUUCUGUGAGAUUAGAGACUAUUUGAUGACACGAAUGAUUAUUGAUAACUCCGGAAGAAGUGGUAUUGCUGCAAACAUAACAGUCAAAGAAUUUCAGGAGGCCAUAAAGCAUGAUGGUGAUGAAGAAGACGGGGAAAGAUACCGCGUGCUUGUUAAGAACCACAAGACCUCCAGCACAUACGGUGCAGCUAUUGUGUGGUUAUACACAGAUCUGUACACGAUGAUGGAGAUUUAUAUCACUAAAGUUAGACCAGUAUUCCUUAAGGAAGGUUUGAAGAUAGACAACAUUUUCAUUUCGAACAACGGCAUGUCACUAACAUCAUCCCAGGUGUCGUGUUCUCUUACUCGCACAUUCCAGAGAGAAGGAAUUAAGUUUAAGGGUCGCAUCUCUGCGACUUUGAUCAGGAAAUCACUCGCUUCUGGCGUUCACGCUCAUAUGCCAGAAGAUCAAGAGAGGUUAGCUGCACUUGCGCAACAUAAGCCACAAACCCAAGCUCAAUAUUAUCGAGUGAAUGACAAAGUGAAAGAAACAGAUCUCGGACGCAAASCUGUCAGAAAAUUCGUCACAAUGAGCAAUGCGAAGACAGAGGUACCAGUAACUCAUGUCGAAUGGACUUGUCAAGAAACAGAAAACCUGAAAUAUAUAUUCCAAUCUGAAAUUGAAACUGGGAACAUCACGGAAUCCAUUGUUGAAAGUAAAUUGGGAGCAUCCAAUAUCUGUCAAAGUCAUUCGUUAAGAGCGGUAGUUCUGAAGUUACAGCGAUUGCGAUCACAAGACAACGAUGUCGUCAAGCCACCAACAGAGGUUGAAACCACUGAAGAUAAAAUCAAGCGAUUCAUGUCAGGAAUAAAACCUGCCCCAUCAACGACUAGCGAAUCAACUAAGUCAACAAAGACGGCUUGGAGCAAGUUUUCGGAAGAACAAACAGCGCAUUUGGCAUCCUUAACAAAAGAUCUUAUUGAGAACAAUACAGUUAAACGAGAAAUUGUUUGGAAGCGAGUAAAGGAAGAUCCAAAAYCAUUGGAACUUGGUUUAAUUUCAAACGACGAAUCUGAAGAGCAGAUGUUUAAACAAAAGCAGCGGUUGAACGACAAAGUACGCCAAAUAGCCAAAAUGUACAAGAUCUCUGGGAAGCAUUAGCUUGAUUUACAACGACAGUAACUACGCAACUUUAUAAGACACUCCUCAAAAUGUAAUAGUUCGAUUUAUGCAUCAAAUGUUUUAAGUAGCACGUCGUUGUACUCCCUUUAAAUCUGUUAGAUAUAUUAGACUUUUUUCUAUAUAAAAAAGGUUAAGUUAAGCAACAUAUAMGGUACCGCAUUUUAAAGAAAUGUUGCUUGUAAUCAUUGAUCUUCAUGACGUUUUGUCUCUUAUGAGAAAAUAAUAUUGAGUUAAAGUUCACAUAAGCCUUAACUAUUAUUGAAAACAACUUCGAGUUCUGCGUGCUAGCGUUAAUGUAACGAUGUUAUUAAACAUAUCAAAUAUAUUUUAUAAGUGAUACAAAUUUCUAGUCAAUCAUGAUUAUARUCAUCAACUGUACUCAUCACUAUCAUACGUUUAACCAUCAUACGUGUAUUCAUCGUUAUUAUCAAUGCGCAGACUGCAAUCAUCAGAAUUAUACGUGUAAUCAUCGUUAUAAUCAAUACACAAACUGUAAUCACUCUCAUUUGUGUAAUCAUCAUUGUUAUCAAUGCGCAGACUGUAAUC